AAUACGGAAUAGUAUAUCAAAUGGACUCCAAAUACGGAGUAAAAAAUAGGCAAUUUGAGGCGCAGGAUGAAAUAUUGAAAUCUCUAUAAAUUAUACGGAGUCUUUCGCCAUCGUCUAUUGACUUUUUAAUCUUUUUCUUGGAGCGUAAUCUCGUGGUCCUCCUUGUUCGUAUUCAUCAUCUUCAGAUAUGGGCCGGAAGUUCUUCGUCGGCGGCAACUGGAAAUGCAAUGGCACUAGUGAAGAGGUGAAGAAGAUUGUAUCAACACUCAAUGCUGGCGAAGUUCCACCUCAGGAUGUUGUUGAGGUUGUUGUGAGCCCCCCAUAUGUGUUUCUGCCAUUAGUAAAAGGUUCUCUCCGACCUGAGUUCCAUGUGGCUGCCCAGAAUUGUUGGAUCAAGAAAGGUGGCGCUUUCACCGGUGAGAUUAGUGCUGAAAUGCUUGUCAAUCUGGAGAUUCCUUGGGUCAUUCUUGGUCAUUCAGAAAGAAGACUCAUCUUAGGCGAAUCAGAUGAGGUUGUUGGGGACAAAGUAGCUUAUGCUCUUUCUCAAGGUUUGAAGGUCAUUGCUUGUGUUGGAGAAACACUUGAACAGAGAGAAGCAGGAACUACGGUGGAUGUUGUUGCUGCUCAAACCAAGGCAAUUGCAGCGCGAGUGUCAGACUGGACUAAAGUUGUCCUAGCCUAUGAGCCUGUUUGGGCAAUUGGAACUGGAAAGGUUGCUUCACCUGCCCAGGCCCAGGAAGUACAUGCUGAAUUAAGGAAAUGGCUUGAAGCAAAUGUGAGCUCUGAUGUGGCGUCUUCCACCAGGAUCAUCUAUGGAGGAUCAGUAAGUGGUGCAAAUUGCAAAGAAUUGGCAGCAAAACCUGAUGUUGAUGGGUUUCUGGUGGGAGGAGCUUCUCUCAAGCCGGAGUUCAUUGACAUUAUCAAGUCUGCUGAAGUCAAGAAAAGUACCUGAGAAUAAUGCCCUUUGCAAUUUACAUAAUGGUUUUGCUAUAGUUGAUUUGAAACUUGGUGAGGUUGAUUAAGUCUUGAUUUAGUCAUUCUACAUGAACAUGAGCCAGCCUUUUUGUUGGAUGUUUCUUAUGCACGCAUAUAAAUUAUUUAUAUAAUAAAAGGAGGCUCUGUGUUUUGCAUUCUGUCUAAAGGUUACUUCAAUGAGGUUAUGCUCGCAGCUCGCAUAUAGAUUCUGUCUAAAGGUUUUUCUAAGAUGAAGUGGUGACUACUCCCUGUAUUAGUCUGUACACAUAUAAUCUCUUCAACUACUUUUCUUAAUCUUUAUGAAAAACCUUAAAUAAAAGGUAAUAAAGAAGAAACAAUGGC
This is a messenger RNA of Cuscuta epithymum, 1317 nucleotides long. The record is from the annotation of a GenBank genome assembly. NCBI's taxonomy places the organism in Eukaryota, Viridiplantae, Streptophyta, Magnoliopsida, Solanales, Convolvulaceae.